Molecule: messenger RNA, 6364 nt
Organism: Elaeis guineensis (African oil palm)
Lineage: Eukaryota; Viridiplantae; Streptophyta; Magnoliopsida; Arecales; Arecaceae
Product: DDB1- and CUL4-associated factor homolog 1
Biological process (GO): protein ubiquitination
Cellular component (GO): nucleus; Cul4-RING E3 ubiquitin ligase complex
Molecular function (GO): protein binding
Source: RefSeq, a predicted model, not a curated record
CAAUCCUCGCUUUUUGCGUCCUUCGUCACCUUCUUUCCCUCGCUCUCCAUUGCGUGUUCUUAUUAUCAGCCUACGUUUCAUCCUCUCUGUCACGCCGUUUUCUUUCGAUCUCGAUCACUUCUGCGGAAGAAAGAAGAAGAAGAAGCCCUCGAACACUAGGAGGAGGCAUCGAUGGAGGAAGGCGCCAGUUCCGAGGCGGCAGCGGCGGCGGUCGUGGCGGAGACGGUGGAGGCGGCGGAAGCGGCGGCGUUAUCGGAGGAGGCGAGGGGGGAGAACGAGGAUGAGGCCUUGCUCACCCAGGCGCAGAAGCUGAUCUCCAAGAUCGUCGCCUCCCAAGCGAAUCCUAACCCUAGGCUGCUCCACACCCUCGCCACCAUGCUUGAGGCCCAAGAAUCUAGAUAUGUGCAAGAGUCUGGGAGUUCAUCUUUUAACAAUGCUCGGGCAUCUCAUAGUAUCGGAAGGCUGUGUAACUUAGUGCGGGAAAAUGAUGAAUUUUAUGAGGCUAUAUCAUCAAAGUUUUUGUCAGAAAGUACAUACUCUGUCACCAUUCAUUCAGCUGCUGCGAGAAUACUUCUCAGCUGCUCUUUAGCUUGGAUGUAUCCUCAUGUUUUUGAUGAUGCUGUCCUGGACAAUAUUAAAACUUGGGUGAUGGAGGAUCCUGUAAUUUCUGGUGAUGAGUACAAUUGGAGUCAAGAAUUGGGGAGUAACAAGCCUACAGAUUCUGAAAUGCGGAGGACUUAUGCUACUGGGCUUCUUGCUAUAUCACUGACCGGGGGUGCUCAAGUGGUAGAAGAUAUCUUAACAUCAGGUUUGUCAGCAAAACUUAUGCAUUAUUUGCGCAUCAGAGUCCUUGGAGAGGCCAGUUCUAGUCAAAGGGAUGCUAGUUUUCCAACAGAGGCUAGGCCUACAAAAAGUAGAGAAGAAAACAGAGGCAGAUCACGACAGGUUAUCGAUACGUCUCAUUUAGAUAGUCCAAGGAUUGCAGAUGAAGCUUUUCUGGGUGAUGCAAGUGCUGAUAGAAAUAUUGCUAUCAGGCAAGUGCAUGGAGAAGUGUGUUGGGCAGAUGAUGGUGAGUCAUUGAAAUCUGAACUCACUGAUUCUUCAUCAGAAGUUGUUGGUACAUGUGACAUGGUUGAAGAAGACGCCAAUCUUUCAUGUGAUGGAUGUCAGAAGAGAAGUUUGCUUGAUGGGAAGUCAAAAUAUGGUGAUAGACAUGUUGCAGACAGGUCUUCAAGAGAUGAAGAUGCCGAUGAAAAUGUGAGGGAUGACUCAUCAAGGCGAAGGUUCAACAUGGAAUGGUCAAGGACCAGAGGGAAAGGAAUGUCUAAUGAAGGUUCCUUAGAAAAUAAAUUGAUUAUUCCAUCUCCUAGUUCUCGAUUACAAUCAGGUGGAAUUGUUUGGGGUUCCUGUGAUAGGAAUAUACCAAAAAAUGAAGAGAUCAAAAAAGUGGUUGAUAUGAAAGAGAAUGCAAGAGGGAUUGAUGGUGAUGCUUUUGUUGUGGGAGAGGAUAAUGAUGAUAGAUUUAGAGAGUGCAAUGUUGGCUCAAGGGAUAUAUCUGAAAUGGUAAAGAAAGCAACAAGAGCUGCGGAAGCAGAAGCUAGAGCAGCUAAUGCACCUGCUGAGGCAAUCAAAGCUGCAGGUGAUGCAGCAGCUGAACUUGUCCAGACUGCUGCAUUGGAGGUUUGGAAAAAUACUAGUGACGAAGAAGCUGCAGUUUUCGCUGCUUCUGAAGCUGCAUCUACUGUUGUGGAUGCUGCAAUAGCAACUGAGGUCUCGCGGAGUUGUGGCAAGGUUGAUGAGGAUUUGAUGGAUGCAAAAGCUGUAGUACCCAAAGAGGAUGAGGAACUGGAAGAUUUCAUUAUUUUGGAUGGUGAAUCUCUUGCACAGCUUAGAGAAAAAUACUGCAUUCAGUGUCUUGAAAUUUUGGGAGAAUAUGUUGAGGCUUUGGGACCCAUUCUGCAUGAGAAGGGUGUUGAUGUCUGCCUUGCCUUGUUGCAACGCAAUUUUAAAGAAGAGGCACCUGAUCAUUUAGCAUUGUUGCCUGAAGUUCUGAAACUAAUUUGUGCCCUAGCUGCUCAUCGGAAAUUUGCUGCAUUAUUUGUGGAUCGUGGUGGCAUACAAAAACUUCUCUCUGUUCGUAGAGUCUCACAGAACUUCUUUGGUCUUUCAUCUUGCUUAUUUACCAUUGGUACUCUUCAGGGUGUUAUGGAACGUGUUUGUGCUCUUCCAUCCAACGUGGUGAAUCAGGUGGUUGAUUUAGCACUUCAACUUCUAGAGUGCUCUGUAGAUCAAGCUAGAAAAAAUGCAGCUAUUUUUUUCGCUUCUGCAUUUGUCUUCAGAGCAGUCUUGGAUUCCUUUGACACACAAGAGGGUCUACAGAAAAUGUUAAAUCUGUUACAUGGUGCUGCAUCCAUUAGAUCGGGUGGGAACUCUGGAACAUUAGGUAUGCCAAAUGUAAAUAUCCGAAAUGGUCGAUCACCUGCAGAAGUCCUCACAACAUCAGAAAAGCAGAUUGCUUAUCAUACUUGUGUUGCAUUACGUCAGUAUUUCAGAGCCCAUCUUCUCUUGCUUGUGGAUUCUCUUCGUCCAAAUAAAAGUAGUCGUGGUGUAGCCCGGAGUAAUCCAAGUGCAAGGGCUGCAUAUAAACCACUGGACAUCAGCAAUGAGGCUAUGGAUUCAGUGUUUCUCCAGAUACAGCGUGACAGGAAGCUCGGGCCUGCAUUUGUGAGAGCUCGUUGGCCUGUGGUGGAUAAGUUCUUAGCCUCCAAUGGGCAUAUAACCAUGUUGGAAUUGUGUCAGGCACCACCUGUUGAACGGUAUCUGCAUGAUUUGGCACAAUAUGCAUUGGGUGUUCUUCAUGUUGUCACAUUUGUACCCUACAGCCGGAAACUAAUUGUUAAUGCUACUUUGAGCAAUGCCCGUGUAGGCAUGGCAGUCAUCUUGGAUGCUGCCAAUGGUGCUGGCUAUGUAGAUCCUGAGGUGAUCCAGCCAGCAUUAAAUGUCUUGGUAAAUCUGGUAUGCCCUCCUCCUUCGAUUAGUAAUAAACUCCCUGUUCCUGCACAAGGUCAACAGUCUGCUUCAGCUCAAACAUUAAAUGGUCCCUCAGAGAAUAGGGAGAGGCAUUCUGAGAGAUAUGUCUCAGAUCGUAGUGUCCCAUCAGCUGUUCAGAACGAGUCUCGGGAGUGCAAUGGGGAAUCAAACUUGGCCGAAAGAAGUGCAGCACCACUAAGUACACCAUUUCAAGGUAAUAAUUCACAAACACCUGUCUCGUCAGGUGUAGUUGGAGACCGGAGAAUAUCUUUAGGGCCUGGUGCUGGUUGUGCCGGUCUUGCUGCUCAACUGGAACAAGGAUAUCAUCAGGCAAGGGAAGCUGUCAGGGCAAACAAUGGUAUAAAGGUUCUUUUGCAUCUUCUUCACCCUCGGAUGAUCACACCUCCUGCUUCUCUUGACUGCAUUAGGGCUCUGGCAUGCCGUGUCUUGCUUGGCCUAGCUAGAGAUGAAACAAUUGCACAUAUACUGACAAAGCUGCAGGUGGGGAAGAAGCUGUCAGAGCUUAUUCGAGAUUCUGGCAGUCAGGCAUCUGGAACCGGGCAGGGCAGGUGGCAGACUGAGCUGGCCCAAGUGGCCAUCGAGUUGAUUGCCAUCGUAACAAAUUCUGGGCGGGCAAGCUCCUUGGCAGCCACUGAUGCUGCUGCUCCUACACUGAGGCGCAUUGAAAGAGCUGCAAUAGCUGCAGCUACUCCUAUUACUUAUCAUUCCAGGGAGCUGUUACUGUUGAUUCAUGAACAUCUCCAGGCAUCUGGGUUAACAGCUACUGCUGCUUUGCUACAGAAGGAGGCUGACUUGACACCUCUGCCAUCAUUGGGAGUGUUGACACCUCCACUUCACCAAACUUCGGUCCAAGAAACUUCAAAUGUACAACUUCAGUGGCCAUCUGGCCGUGCACUCUGUGGCUUUCUCUCAGAGAUAGUAAAGAUGGCCCCACGAGAAGAGGAUUCUGGUCUAAAGUCUGAUUCAGCUAUGCCUUUGUUGAAGAAGAAAUCGCUGGUAUUCUCCUCCAGUUUCUCACAGGGAAAAAGUCAGCCUCCAUCACAUUCAUCCGUCAUUAAUAAAACAUCCAGUGCCUUAAAAAGUCCAUCUACACCUAAUGGGAGAGCUGAAGCUCCAUCUGUGUCUGUUCUGAAGUCCAGUACAGAUGCGGAACCCGCAUUUAAAACNCCAAUUUUGUUACCGAUGAAACGAAAAUUAAUGGAAUUGAAGGAAUUGUUUUCCUCGUCACCAGCAAAGCGGCUUGCAACAACAGAGAUUGCACUUCAGUCUCCAGUUAGUCAGACACCAAAUUCUGGUCGUAGAAUUUGUCUGCCAACAAAUAUGGCAGGUCUAUCUCCUGUCGCAAGUUGUACUCCUCGAGUUCCUUUUAGUCGGACAACAUUGAGCAGUGGCCUUGGGGACAUUUCAGAUGAUUUUCAGUACCAGAGCACUUCUGGGGCACCAACAACACCAAUGUCCUAUCUUGGUCUGCCAGCUGACUCUCAAUCUGGAAAUGUUGAACGGAUGACGCUUGACUCUUUGGUUGUGCAAUACUUGAAGCACCAGCAUCGGCAGUGUCCUGCUCCAAUAACCACGCUGCCACCACUCUCUCUCUUGCACCCACAUGUGUGUCCAGAACCUAGCCGAGACCUGAAUGCGCCUGCAAAUGUGACAGCGAGGGUAAGCACCUGUGAAUUUAGGAAACAUUAUGGUGGGAUCCAUGCCAGCCGUAGAGACCGUCAAUUUAUCUACAGCAGGUUCAGGCCAUGUCGGACAUGCAGAGAUGAUACUGCCCUAUUAACAUGCAUCACUUUUCUGGGAGAUUCUUCUCGUAUUGCAAUUGGGUGCCACUCUAGUGAGCUAAAGAUAUUUGAUGCAAUUAAUGGAAAUGUAUUGGAUAGUCAGGCAUGCCACCAAACUCCUGUUACUCUUGUUCAAUCAGCCUUAUCUGGUGGAAGUCAGCUGGUCCUUUCUUCAGGCUUAUAUGACGUAAGGUUAUGGGAUGCCACCAACAUCUCUGGUGGGGCAUUGCAUUCAUUUGAAGGAUGCAAGGCUGCACGUUUUAGUAACUCAGGGACCAUUUUUGCAGCCCUUUCAUCAGACACGUCUCGUCGUGAGGUUCUUCUAUAUGAUGUGCAGACCUGCAAUAUGGAGCUGAGUCUCCCUGAUAGCUCAAAUAGCCAUACUGCCCCUGUACGAGGGCAUGCACAGUCUCUUAUACAUUUCAGUCCUUCGGAUACAAUGUUAUUAUGGAACGGAGUCUUGUGGGAUAGGCGGAGUGCAGUUGCUGUUCAUCGAUUUGACCAGUUCACAGACUAUGGUGGAGGUGGAUUUCAUCCUGCUGGGAAUGAGGCUAUUAUAAAUUCAGAGGUGUGGGAUCUCCGGAAGUUCAAGCUUCUGAGAAGUGUGCCCUCUCUGGACCAAACGGUGAUUACAUUCAAUGGAGGUGGUGAUGUCAUAUAUGCAAUUCUCAGGCGAAAUCCAGAGGACAUCAUGUCAGCUGUUCUCACGCGCCGUGUACGUCACCCUCUGUUUUCUGCUUUCCGCACCAUCGAUGCUGUGAGCUACUCUGAUAUUGCUACAGUCCAAGUAGACCGCUGCGUCCUUGACUUUGCUACCGAUCCCACUGAUUCUUUUGUUGGAGUGCUUACCAUGGAUGACCAUGACGAGAUGCACUCCUCUGCACGGCUGUUUGAGGUUGGGAGGAAACGACCCACCGAUGAUGACUCUGACCCCGAUGAUGGGGUUGACACAGAGGAGGAGGAUAAUGAUGAAUCAGAGGCAGAUGUGGAACCGAUCCUUGGAGCUGAUUUGGAUGAUGAUGGUGGCACAGACUCAGAUGACAUGAGUAAUGAUGAGGAUGAUAUUGACAGUGGGUAUGAGCUCGAUGAGGAUAGGGAUUUUAAUUUUGAUGAUGUUGAUGAUUUGGACUUGGAAGGGGGGCAUGGUUUGCUGGAAAUCAUGGCUGAGGGUGAUGAGGGAGAUGAAGAUGACAGCGAGGUGCUGGAAUCUCUCAGCAGUGGAGAAGAGGAUUUUGCUGCCAAUGCUUUUGGGUUCUAAUUGUUUCAGCGCCAGGCUUGUGAAAUUGAAUUUUGAAUCCUACAUGUAAUUAUUAAUUUCCUGAUUUUUAAGGGAGUAGGGAGUGGUAAAAAAUCAUCGAGGCAACGUGGGCAUGUAAGUAGAGGGGGUUCAGGAAUGGUGGAGAAAAGAGGUGGAGUGAACGUUUUUUUUUCCAUCUGUUUGGCCGGUGGCAAAGAAUAAGUUCCCAUCGUGCAAUUCUUUGUAUCUGUGGCUUAAUAUUAUAUCAAUGUUAUUUUCUUGCUCCUUUAUUUAA